ACCUAGCAUGUUGCGGCUAAGCAGCCAGUUUAUACCUCUAAAUCACUGAUCUAUAUAUAUCAGUGCUUUAAAUACAUGUACGCAACAGUUUCACGUAUUUUAAUGAAAGCACGUCAGUGAACGCUGUAGUUUCCUGGCAACUUGUAAAUUAAUCAAUCGUAAACCAAUUCAGCUUGCUGGGCGAGUGAAUUCAGCAUUUGAACAAUAACAUCUACCUCUGUCAUGGAUCUGCCCUUGGCUCGUAUGUUGAUUUGUUUCAUAUUUUGUUAAUCUGACUACACCUAAACCACGUAAACAUACCUAACCAGACACGUCAGUGCCUGAACACCACCCUUUCAUGGGUAUAUACUGUAACACAACGAGUCGGUGUUCAGAGAAAGGCUUUGAGCUGUCAGAAGAGUUGGAAAAAUGUGGGUUUUUGGUUACGGAUCUUUGAUUUGGAAAGUUGACUUUCCAUACGAGGAGAAACGUGUUGGAUACGUCAGGGGGUUCAGUCGCAGGUUUUGGCAGGGAAGCACCGAUCAUCGAGGGGUUCCAGGAAAGCCUGGGCGAGUGGUGACAUUAAUAGAAGACCCUCAGGGUUGUGUAUGGGGUGUUGCUUAUAAAUUGCCAUUAGGCCGAGAAAAGGAGGUUAAAGAGUAUCUUGACUACAGAGAGAAAGGUGGGUAUGGGGUGAUCACAGUUACAUUUUAUCCAAAAGAAGAACAUGAACCAACGCAGGACACGUUGCUCUACAUUGGAAACUGCGGCAACCCAAAUUACCUUGGCCCGGCGCCUUUGGAGACAAUUGCUCAACAGAUUGUCAAGUCUGUUGGCCCCAGUGGCAAGAAUACAGAGUACCUGUUUGAGCUCGCUGAUGCCCUCCGACAACUAGUACCUGAAGACUUCGAUGAUCAUCUGUUCUCUCUGGAACGCCUCGUGAAGGAGCUGCAAGAGGAGUUGGAGUUGAAGUGAUCUGCUUGUCUACCUUCUAAAGAACUCAGUAAUUUAGUCCUUUUAUCCACUAUGAUGGUUUUUGCACACUAAAAAGGAUUACCAGUACUUGAAAAAGUGUUAGAUACAGUAAGCAGUCCUCAAACUACUGUUGUUCUUUUAAGGUAAUAUUUAAAAUGCCGUCUUUACCAUUUUAAAACAAGCUGGUUUUAUGAUCUUGUGUUAAACAUGAAUCCCAUCAGGAACUGAAUGGACUACAGUAUGUUGCAUAUUGUAUUUUAGAGUUAAGUUUGUCAUAAUCUUUACAUACAUGAAAAUGUAAAUGAAUGGACAGUUCAUAAUUGGAGGAGGGUUUAUUUAACUCAGGGUACUUGCAUGCUAAAUGCCAGAAAGCCAUUUUUUCUUUAAAUUACUUGUUUCAGCACUCACUUAACCCAUUAUUAAGCCAUAGCACUUUAUUAAAAUGGAUAUGAACAGAUGGUGAAUCAUAUAAUACAUUGUUUUUCAUUUCUUUUUUACAUUUGGGGUGAAACUUGAGCAGGAAAUGUUCUUGAUUUCAUGAGAUUCACCCAUAUAAUGAAAAUAAUAAUAAUAAUGACUUUGGUUUAUUAUAAGACCCAGGGGCCAUUUUGAUUAGUUAAAAACAAUAAGUUUAUUGGACUUUUGAGUAAAACAAAGCAAAAAUCUUAAAAAUAAUUUCAUAAAAUAAUUUAAAUCACUGCUGUUUGGGCACUAAGCUAAAGGAUGGUUCUGUUAUGUACACUGCAAAAUGUAGAACAUAACUAACCAGGGAAUAACCUGAAGCCUUCUCUGGCAGUGUGUAUGAUUAACAAAUUGUAAAAAAAAACCUAAUCUCUGUAUUUGGUGUGUGUGAGAUGGAGGAUUCAGUGAGAUUACUCAGCUGCAUGCCAAUAAGAAACAGCUUAAAACAUGGUAGACUACAAACAUGCACACUCACACCAACAUGUAUAUGUAUCUCAUUGCCUUCCAUGACAAGACAGACACUCGUAGGAGACCACUCACACCAACUGGCAUCAAAUUUAAUCGGAUCAGGCUGGUUAUCCCUAGCAGAACUGUCAUCGAUAAAUGCAUAUGUACAGUGUAUAAAUACAUACACACAGGACACACUACAAAACCCUGUUAUGAUGGCAUGUGAGCAGAGUGCUAUGGAACAAUACUAGAUCACAAACUGCUACCUUCAAACACAUAUCACAAUGGUAAAUAAUAAAGGCUCAGUCAAAAUAUAUUCUCGUAUGAGGGUCCUGAUGCAUCUAGCUUUGACCAACACUUAAUUUUUUUGUGUGCCGCAUCAGAUUGUCAUGAAGACUUAAAUAUACUGUUCAGAUUUAGGAUCAAAAGAUCCAAGGAGGCCAAUGAGGUCCAAGUCUAUCACUCAAACAAGAAUUGCAUGCUUAUAGAACUGCUGAAUUGUUUACUGAAAACGAAAUGCUAAAAAAUAAAAACACAGAUAAAAUGUAUAUCCUAGUUGAAUCUACAUUUUUUUUUUCCAUCAAAUUUGGUGUCUGCACAUUCCUUGAAAUUAUUUGAAAUAGUUGGGAGGUGGAAAAUAGUACAAUUCUUUAUCAAAUGGAUUCAGUUUUUUGGCUUUAGGAGAGCCUAUUUUCAGAAGCUCAUUUCAGACAGCAUUAUGGGGGAAAAGAGGUGUGAGUCUUGAUGGGGGGGCAAUCCACAGGCAUUCAGUCCUUCAUCACACGGUCCAUAUCAACACAGGAUUAAAGACAAGAAAAAAAAAAUCUGUACAAUAAUAUUACAGACUGCAGGCAAUACAUCCCUGCACUGGUAAACCUUAAAUAUUAAGUAUAAUUCAAAUGCAAAAAUAUGGGCCAAAUAUAUACAUACAAAUAGUACGUACAUAGUAUAUUUAUAGGUCAUUAAUCACUCAUCCCACAUCUCUGUACUCCAAACGAUUCCUACAUGCCUCUUGGGUCUGGGUUCGGGAGCUCUGCUGUAGAUGCUGUUGCCUGAGCUGAACAGAGCAUCUUUGUUCCUCUCAUCCUCCCAUGACAUCCUCAUGAAUGCAUUACAUUCUAUUUGCUUGAUUAUAAAUUAAACUAAAACCUGCAGCA
This is a messenger RNA of Xyrauchen texanus (razorback sucker), 3020 nucleotides long. Its product is annotated as putative glutathione-specific gamma-glutamylcyclotransferase 2. Gene Ontology annotation, biological process: glutathione catabolic process. The record is from RefSeq and is a predicted model, not a curated record. Gene Ontology annotation, molecular function: glutathione specific gamma-glutamylcyclotransferase activity; gamma-glutamylcyclotransferase activity. The transcript is spliced from 3 exons. Bases 409 to 954 code for a protein of 181 amino acids. Gene Ontology annotation, cellular component: cytoplasm. Lineage: Eukaryota; Metazoa; Chordata; Actinopteri; Cypriniformes; Catostomidae.